Hyaloscypha bicolor E is the source of this 1647-nucleotide messenger RNA. RefSeq names its product MFS general substrate transporter. The transcript is spliced from 4 exons. Gene Ontology annotation, molecular function: transmembrane transporter activity. Bases 1 to 1647 code for a protein of 548 amino acids. Lineage: Eukaryota; Fungi; Ascomycota; Leotiomycetes; Helotiales; Hyaloscyphaceae. The record is from RefSeq and is a predicted model, not a curated record. Gene Ontology annotation, biological process: transmembrane transport.
AUGCCUCUCGGAGUCCUCGAGUCCAGUAGCACCCACGGACAUCAUGUCCCCGGCACAGUUCUUCUCGAUACACAAGCAAACACUGCUGAGCUUGAGUUAUCAGGUCUCAAAAAAGGGACUGGCAAGAAUAAGGAAGUAAUCUUGGUGCCCCAGCCUUCCAACAGUCUAAAUGACCCCCUCAACUGGCCCCUCUGGCAGCGAGAUCUUAUUCUCCUCGUUUACUGUUAUGCAACAGUCUGUGUAAUCGGCGGAGUGGGACCUCUCCUCUCAUCGAUGGCUCUUCCUAUCAUCGGCGAAUUUCACGUUACUUUCACCGAGUUCUCUCUUCUCACUGGCUACCAGCUGUGUGCUGUUGGAGCUGUUGGCGUUCCCAUCGCUGCCCUUGCCCGCAAAUACGGAAAGCGUCCAACAUCACUCUUCUCUAUGUCCGCGGUUUUGGCUGGGUCUAUUUGGGCUGGAAGAGCUCAGUCCUAUGGCUCCCUGGUUGGCGCCCGAGUUUUCCAAGGUCUGGGUGUUGCUAUGUUCGAAAGCAUCACAUUUGCCUUGAUCGGUGAUAUGUAUCAUGUACACGAAAGAGGAACCCGGAUGGCCGUUUAUGUCAUGUCACAAUCCGGACUCGGGAACCUUCCAGGAACCAUCGCUGGAAAGAUCACCAUGGACCUCGGUUGGCGGUGGGUUUUCUAUAUCUUAGACGUUUUUGUCGGCCUCGCCUGGCUGUUUUUGGUAUUCUUUGGUUGGGAAACUGCAUUCAAUCGCAACGCAAUAUACAACCUCGAUACAAACUCACAGGAUGCCGUGGAAGACUUGGUGCCCGAGAAAGACAAGCCAAAAGCGGAAGCCGUCCAAGACGAGACGCUCAAGACCACAAUGACUGCGACUACCGCAACAUCAUAUACCCGCGAAUCCUUCUUCAGCCGAAUGAAACCUUUUCAUGGGUCGUUUUCAGAUGAUUCUCUCGUUAAGAUGCUCAUCAGACCAUUCUUCUGUUUGCUUAACCCAGCUAUCACCUGGGCUAUCCUCAUAGUUGCAUUUGCCUCUGUUUGGGUCAUUGGCAUAUCUAUUGUCAUUGCGCAAAUCUUCUCGGCGCCGCCAUUCUUGCUAAAUACAGCGCAAUUGGGCUACAUAGGAGCAGGCCCAACGGUCGGGGGGUUUCUCGGUUGUAUCCUGUGUGGGGCACUUUCCGAUCCCAUUGCUCGAUUCUUCACUCGGCGAAAUAAUGGUAUAUACGAGCCUGAAUUCCGACUUCCUCUCAUGGCUCUCUUACCUGUUGUCUCUACUAUUGGAUACUUCUGCUUUGGAAAUCUGAUAACCCAAGGUAAAAGUCCUGUUGCAGCUUCAGCAAUGUGGGGUCUAGUAUUUGUCGCCGUCCAGGUCGCGGCUGUGUCGACUGGCGCUUACAUUGUCGACGCAUUCCGGGACAUCAGCGUGGAAGCAUUCAUCAUUCAGAUGACGGUUAAGAACUUCUUGUGGUUCGGAUUCUCUUUCUUCUUGAACAAUUGGCUUGCAAAAGUAGGCCCUGCCUCGAUGUUUGAUACUGUUGGUGGUAUUCAGCUGGGGCUGUCAUUGACGACAAUUCCACUUUAUAUCUAUGGGAAGAGGUUCAGGGCCUGGUGGCACCGCAACAAUAUAAUUGGGACUGCCAAUUAG